Messenger RNA from Jatropha curcas, 841 nucleotides. RefSeq names its product NFU domain protein 1 (gene NFU1). The record is from RefSeq and is a predicted model, not a curated record. NCBI's taxonomy places the organism in Eukaryota, Viridiplantae, Streptophyta, Magnoliopsida, Malpighiales, Euphorbiaceae. Gene Ontology annotation, molecular function: iron ion binding; iron-sulfur cluster binding. Gene Ontology annotation, biological process: iron-sulfur cluster assembly. Gene Ontology annotation, cellular component: mitochondrion.
CCUCAAAGAGUCGGACGCGAAUGCAAUUAUGGCGUCUCUAGCAUCCACCGCAUCGUCUAAGUUCUUCCCGUCUUGUUCGAUAAUUCCGGUCGAUACGCAUCGGUCUUUACUACCCAGAACUCUACAGCAACUCAGACACGUCUCUGGAAAAAGAGGAUCGUCGAAAUUGACAAUAAAAGCUGCGAGUCCAAGCGCUGCCACAGGUUCCCAAUCUCCUGGACUCUACUCGGCCCAGAAAUUCGAACUCACUGUUCAAAACGUGGACCUGGUUCUCGAGGAUGUUCGACCUUACUUGAUUGCUGAUGGUGGAAACGUCGACGUUGUGUCGGUGGAAGACGGCGUUAUCUCUCUGAAACUCCAAGGAGCAUGUGGUAGCUGCCCAAGCUCGACAACCACCAUGAAAAUGGGGAUUGAAAGAGUAUUGAAAGAAAAAUUUGGAGAUGCAGUUAAAGACAUCCGUCAAGUAUAUGAUGAAGUAAGAGAGACAACUGCUGAGGCAGUGAAUGGUCAUCUUGACAUACUGAGACCCGCAAUUAAAAACUUCGGCGGGAGUGUGGAAGUACUAUCUGUUGAGGGCGAUGAAUGUCGUGUAAAGUAUUCAGGACCUGAGUCUAUUGGCUCAGGAAUCAAAGCAGCAAUUAAGGAGAAGUUCCCAGACAUCAUGAAUGUUGUGUUCGUUGACUAGGUGAGGUUUCAUAUUUGAAUCUCAUAAAUACUGAAUAGAGAAAUGUACAGACUUGAGAGGCCACUUUUUGAUAUAUAUACUUAAAAGCUCAAAUGCUAGUGUGUCUGUGUUACCAUUUUUUAAUAAAAUGUACUACAUUUAUAGUUUAGCCGUAAA